Molecule: messenger RNA, 924 nt
Organism: Meyerozyma guilliermondii ATCC 6260
Lineage: Eukaryota; Fungi; Ascomycota; Pichiomycetes; Serinales; Debaryomycetaceae
Exons: 1
Coding region: 1-924 (307 amino acids)
Source: RefSeq, a predicted model, not a curated record
AUGAGCGAUAGAGAUGGCACUGAUAAUAUAAAUCUGCCAAAUCGAUCACCGCAGUCCCCGGCUCUACCUGAUACCCCACACUCUCCACCAUCACCUUCACACUCAUCAAGAACUAAAAGUCCAGAAAAUCACGAAUCAAUAGAAGAACCAAAUGAAGCCAAAACAUCACAAAUUGGGUUACCUACCAACUUCACAUUGCAAACGGUAAGGAAACGUGUUCCAGGUAAACUCGUCGACAGGUUCUGGGCGCCCCUCGAUCCAGAAACAUUUAACUCUUUAGAAAGAAUCAUAAGUGUGUGUUCAAGUAAGGCGGUGGAGAGAUACCGUCGAGAUCAAAAGAAGACACAAUUCAACAAGAAGAUGGCUAGCGCUCAGGAAAUCGUGGCCAAUAGUUGGGCAGAUAGAAAUAAUAAGCUGUCGUUUCUUUCUCGACUAAAGGUGACAAAAGUACCGUUGCCCACAUCACAUUCUAAACGCAACAGCUCAGAAGACAUGAAUGUUUUGGCAUUUGAUAGUCUUAACCGCCGUAAAAAGUUCUUGGAGACGUACCUCCAGGCCGAACUAAAACAGGUUAAUCAAUUGGAAAAAUACCACAAAGAGUUGUCUACCGUAUAUCAGCAAGAUCUACAAUACUUACAAGAGUUCAAGAAAACGACCGAAAUCGAAAUUAAAUCAAUGACAGAAGAAGCAACAGAGCUCAGACGCAAUAUGGGACUAGAGAAUUCCAAGAAUACGCCAGAGGGCGAGUAUGUUGAGAAACCUGUGAAACCCUUCAAUCCAAAUGACGAUCCAGAAACAAGGCAACUCUUGACAGAAAUUCGUGAUAAAUUGGCUCCACUUCAAGAGAAAUGUAAAGAACUUGCCGAAGCCGAUGACGCUUUGGAUGUAUUGUAUAAUUUUCUCGAUAUAGAAGCGGAGGAAUGA